This is a messenger RNA of Galendromus occidentalis (western predatory mite), 2177 nucleotides long. It is a transcript of the gene Nelf-A, whose product is annotated as Negative elongation factor A. Gene Ontology annotation, cellular component: NELF complex. The record is from RefSeq and is a predicted model, not a curated record. The transcript has 6 exons. NCBI's taxonomy places the organism in Eukaryota, Metazoa, Arthropoda, Arachnida, Mesostigmata, Phytoseiidae. The coding region runs from base 7 to 1938 and encodes 643 amino acids. Gene Ontology annotation, biological process: negative regulation of transcription elongation by RNA polymerase II.
UGUAAGAUGGCGUACGUACGGGACAGCGACACGUCACUAUGGCUCCACAACAAACUCGGAACCAAUGAUCUCUGGUCGUCGCACUCCAUCUGCUCGCAACUCGACCGGGAGCUCUUGGGGAAAAUCCCGCAGAUAUUCUCCGAUCUCCAAAGUCAGGUCAAGCUGAAACUGAUCCUGGCGAUCAUCCACAUUCCGCUCCGGAACAUGGCAGAGUGGAGCACCGAGUUGAAAGCGAUUCUUGUGAAAGCGAGCCAAGACAACGAUCAAUGGGUGUCAACACUGGCGGAUCUUCUGAGAACGUAUCCGGAUGACGGAACUCUUUUUCUCGACCCUGAAUCGGGUGGAUUCUGCGAACUCCUCAACGAGUUACGAAAGCUCGUGAGGAGCCGUUCCCUGGAACAGCAAAUUCUGCCCGAGGAGUGUUUGUAUCUGAACAAAAGCGCAAGCAAUGCCCUCCUCGGGCCGCCGCCAGCUCCCACUAAGCAUUUCAACAUUCGCAAAAAUCCCAAAAGCUACCAGGUCAAAGCUGAGUAUCUUCAGAAAGCGAGAGAAUCUCAAAACACGAAACGAUCCAUCUCGAAUUCAUCCGUGCCUAUUCGUUGUCGCGGUCUGAGCAAAUUGAGCGCGGACAGUCCGUUGAGAGGCAUUCCCUCGAACAGACUGAGUGGCUCAUUCCGGUCACCGAUCUCAUCGCUGAACCGGAGCUUGAGUAAAACGCCGAAUCGGAAAGAGUCCGGCAUAAAAUUGCUGGAGAUCGGAGAGCAGCCGAUCGGACGGGACGCUAAGAGGAGAAAAAAGAACGCCGAGGAUGAAGGAUUCAAAAAGGACGACAAAAAAAUCGACGAAGAGAAGAAAACUCCGGAAGAGGAAGCGGAGACUUCGGCUACAGCGAGUCCAACCACUCCGGACUACGCCGCAGGUCUUCUGUCGUCGAUGCCGGUUCCUUCUCCCGCACCUUCAGCACCGUCCUACGGCAGUAUACCCACUAUACCGAAAGUGCCAUCUUCACCGGCUCCCAAGACGCCGUCGCACACUCCACAAUAUGCGAAUGUGCAAAUAUCGACGCAGUCACAAUCUUCCACACCGGCGUCGUUAAAUUUGAAUCAGCUCCACUCAACACCGACGAAAUAUUCGACCGCGGGUCAGGUAGUCGUCACACAGUCUCCAGUCGCGGAUAAUCGUCCUUCGUACGCGGCAUCGACGUUGCUCUCGAGCCCAUUGACGCAGAGCCAACCACAAUUGGGACCGACGCAGCAGUCGGUGGUCGUCCAAGGUCAAACCUACACCGUUCAGACGCAACCGGCCACCUACGUCACACAGCAAACACAGCAACAAAUGCCUCAGCCGGGCGGCGCUUACCAGAACGUCGUCGUCAAUCAUGGUACUCAACUGGUUCAGAAUACCAACGGCACGCAGUACGUAAUUAGACAGGCGCCUCAGGUCGUACAGGGAGCAGGCGUCCAGCCGGUGUCUGUCGCCCAACAGACAGUGCAACAUCUGCAGACGCAGACGGCCAACGGAGCUCGAAUGCAACGGAUGGUGAUCCGGGCACCGGUCCUGCAGCAGACGGACCAGAGUUCUCAACUGCAGGCUCAGCCCAGAAACUAUUCGAUAUCGAAAACGCAAUUCGACGAAGCGCAGGAGAUGUUCAAGAACUCGAACAAGGUGACACGCUCGGAAAAAGCCUUGAUCCUAGGUUUCAUCGCCGGAAACCGACAAAAUCCGUGUCCUGCUCUAGGCGACAUAAUCACAAUCGUCCUGAACGAAGACAAGCAGGAUAUAUCACAACCCGAUGGGAGUUAUCGAUCGAUGUUAAUACAGACCCAUUUCGAGAUGAACUACGCUACAGGUGGUUGGGCUAAGGUGAUCCGGCAGUUCCCGGAGGGUCAGAACCGCGCACUGUCUCACGUGAUCGUGACGACCACAGCCACCAAAUGAGUUGUUGUAACUUGUGAAAGCAGCACCCACAGCUAGUAUUUGACAUCGAGAACGAACGAAACAAGAGUGUACAUAUGAUAGUAAUCGUCGAGAGUGGCUCUCGUGGAUUCGGAGUUGGGAUUGAUGUUUCGGUCUGGCAGUUGAAACGCAAAAGCCUUCCAGAGCCUCGAGGCGGGCACGAGAGAAGUUAUUCAGUUGAGAAGCGGAUCUUCUUGAAUAAAACUUGAGGCAAGAGUUGG